ACUACAUACCUAGGCAUGGGUUCCCCAAGAGAAUUAGGUCAGAUAAUGGAACCCAUUUCAGGAAUCAAGAUCUGGCAGAGGUGGAGAAAAUGUUGGGAGUCCAGCAUAAGUUUGGGACAGUGUAUCAUCCGCAGUCCCAGGGGAAAGUAGAAAGAAUGAACCUAAAUUUGAAGAAUAAGUUAGCUAAAAUCUGCGCGCAGACAGGGUUAAACUGGGUUGCAGCCCUGCCAAUUGCUUUGAUGACCAUAAGAUGCUCUGUUAACCAAUCCACAGGUUUCACGCCCUACGAGCUGCUGACAGGACGGCAGUUUCCGGCGCCCUGGACAGUGGUCCCGGUAGAGCAGCCCAGAAAAAGUAACAGGUCUCAUGCUGAAUAUUUUAAUGAGUUGAAAGCUCUUGUGUCCAGUUUCACAAAACAGGUUACCUCUGGAAGACCCACAGUAGGAGGGGAGGUCCCAGACGCAAAAGCAGUGUGGCUGAAAGUCAUUAAGCGGAAGUGGAAAGAGCCUCGCUGGACAGGUCCGUACGAGGUAACCGCCCGGACGACCACAGCGGUCCGACUGAAAGGGAAAGGCGACACCUGGUUCCACUGGACGCAGUGUGCUGCAGCAGACGAGAGCUUGGUACAGGACAACCCCACUAUACCUGACACAGGUGCCAACGAGCAGAGGCAGAAUAAAUCCUCUCACCUGUGCAACGGGCCGAACAGUAGUCUACCUGGGAGGCCGAAGCAAGAAGAACAGCCAAGGAGGAGAUCCCCGCGCCAACACAAAGGAGUGGUAGCCCAGCGCAACCCACCUGAGCACGGAGGCCAGCCCAGCCCAACACUGACUGAAAAACCGAAUACCGAAAUGUGGCCGCUGAAAAGACCCAAGCGUGAGGUGUCAGGUAAAAGGGAUGGUUGUCUCAGCGCAUAUAAUGGCAUGGAACUGGACUACGUUAAAGGGUCCACAAGCUCAUACACGUUUGAUCUAUGUGAAGUGAUUAAUUGUAAAGGAGCAAACAGCAGCUGGAGGGGAUAUGAUGUGUGGGUUUGCAGCCACCCUGACGUUUGCACACGGGGAGGGAACCCUCACUCCAGCCGGGGAAUCCACCCUGUACUGGCGUCAUACACAGCAGCACAGUGGUGCGCCCCUGGCUGGGGGAACAUGGUAAGUUGGACCGGAGUAGGGUGGCAGCCACAUGUGCCUGAGGGAUUGAAGGGAAUAGCAAUUCAGAGGGAUUUCUCUGCUGCCCAAAACCCUAUCACACUCUCUCUGGGCCCCUGGAACACCCUGCCCAGGUCAGAUAGCCCAGGAAACGUGUUCUACCUGGUAAUUGGGGUAGACGUGUCAGGUACAGAUCCAAUAGGAGUAAUUAGAAUAAACUUAGUGAAUCCCAUGACUAACAAUGUCACAAAUUUUGUCACGAACAUUACAGGAAAAGGAGGGGACGGGUCGCCAACCGCUACACCAGAGGAACAUGAACCAAAAGGUAGACGAGUGUUGACGGUCGAUUACACUAGGCUGAAGCCGCAGGAUUUAAUCGAGCGUGCCACCGUUUUCAGUGACAGUAACCUCUGGCUGGACUGGGUGGCCCAAAAUGCUAAAGAACAACAAGUAUCUAACUGUGUUGCUUGUGCUUCAGCUAGGCCGCAGUUGUUUACAGAGCCCGCUCCACUGUACCCAGAGGACAAGUGGGGGUACGACUGCAUGCUGCGACUUACUAGAGGAGCGGUGAGUGCUGGUAACUGUUCAAUCUUGUCUAGCCUCUUCCCGCCAAUUGACAAGCAGACACAGGUAGGACCAUUCGCAAGUAAAAAAGAUAACUAUACGUGCUUUAAGUUCUCUACAGAUAAAAUGAGAUAUAAGCUGGGAGAGAUUGACCCCAGCUGGUGCUCUGUGACACUCACAGGGAGGACCACUAAUAUAAGAAAUGACUCGAGCACGAUAAUUGGCACCUGGGCAAGAAGUGGGUUGUAUUACUACUGUGGGGAGAAAACUAUUUUGGUUCGUGUACCUCUGGGAAGUGUUGGAACAUGCGCUAUGGUGAGAUUGGGAGCUCCACUGAUGCUAAUAGGAAACAAAGCAAAAGCCGUACCACAAAGAAAUACACGCACAUUGGCAGCUAGACGUAAGAGACACAUAUUGAGAAAGAGAGGGAUUCAGGGGACACAUGCAUACGACCCCCGAAUGGAUUCACCCACCUGGAUUGACUCCAUAGGAGUGCCCAGGGGGGUUCCAAGCGAAUAUAAAUUAGUGGAUCCGAUAGCUGCUGGUUUUGAAAACUUGCCAAUAAUCUCUGCUCUUUUUCCAGUGACCCCGAACAAGAAUGUGGACAGAAUAAACUAUGUUCAUUAUAAUGUGCUGAGACUUUCAAACCUAACCAGGGACGCCGUGGAGGGAUUGGUGGAGCAAUUGGGCCCGACCUCAUUGAUGGGGGUCCAAAAUCGCAUGGCUUUGGACAUGUUGUUGGCGGAGAGGGGAGGGGUCUGUGCCAUGUUCGGCGAUCAGUGCUGCACCUUCAUCCCCAACAACACCGCCCCAGACGGCUCAGUAACUCGAGCCCUGGAAGGCCUGAAAACUCUGUCCAAAACCAUGCAUGAAGAUUCUGGGAUUGAGAAUCCCUUAGAGGGCUGGAUGACAUCCGUGUUCGGGCAGUGGAAGGGGUUUGUGAUUUCUGCAAUGCUUUCUAUCGCUGCUUUUCUAGGAAUUUUGGUCACCUGUGGGUGCUGUCUCAUUCCUUGUGCCAGAGGAUUGUUGGAAAAGGUAAUCACGAGGGCAGUGGAUCCAGGGGGAGUGACCCCGGUGUCCAUGAUGCCAUUGAUGGACAUGGAAUCAGUUGAGGAAGCCGAGGAGUGACACAGCACACGGUAUGGUGACCUCUUGUGGUCAAGAGGUCAAAAGGAGGAAUUGUGGAAUUAAAGAAAUUGUUUUACUGCUACAAUAUAUCUCAUAGCAUUAGCAUCGCAUUAAGAGUAUCACAUAUAGCUUUAAGACGGCAGGGAGACAUUUAACACACUGACACCAUAUUAACCUUUAGCACAGGUGCAGUGAUAACCAUUUUUAUAUUGUUAUAUCCUUAUAUACAUAUUGCAGUUUUGUGCUUAUAAAGAGCUGAAGCUCCCCCAGAUAAUUAAAGGUCACGAGCUUCGUUCGGCGAUAGGUCUGGACGAUCCAUUGGAGGAGAUGCCGGGAGCUUAAGAAAGAUCGCACACAUGCUUACAAAACACAUAUAUAUCACAUAACCUAGAAACAGACCUGAAUAGAGGCCUGAAUGUAUUCAGCAAACAUGUUCCAUUUGAGUCUGCCUAGUAACAGAUGAUGAGAAGGAGAGAACCAGCCCAUGGGGACCCAGAGGCCUGAGACCAUCGCCUUAUUUGGAAGAAGAUACCAGAAAGAGGAACUUUUGUUUCUGCAUUAUUUCUAAAAUUGAUCAAUGUUCUUAAGAUGCAAAUUAUGUGCUUGUAAACGCAUGAGGGGGCGUCAUAAUACCCUGACAUUAUAAAAGCAAAUCGAAAUGUAUCUUUGGUGAAGAUCCUUGCUGAUGUGUGCAGUAACUAUCUUCCCGCGCGUGUGCUUAAAUAAAAUCAUUGUUCUGACCCAACCCUUCUGGACUGUUCUGGUUUUGUA
This is a messenger RNA of Oreochromis niloticus (Nile tilapia), 3611 nucleotides long. RefSeq lists its product as uncharacterized. The transcript has 2 exons. NCBI's taxonomy places the organism in Eukaryota, Metazoa, Chordata, Actinopteri, Cichliformes, Cichlidae. Gene Ontology annotation, molecular function: nucleic acid binding. The coding region runs from base 90 to 2840 and encodes 916 amino acids. Gene Ontology annotation, biological process: DNA integration. The record is from RefSeq and is a predicted model, not a curated record.